CAGAAUUCAGCCCACAACAGGGUUUGUGGAGCUAAUUGUGACUCAUCGCAUAUGGUCUACAUGUAAAAGAGGACCCCAAGGGAGCAGAUUUCAAAUGAUGGAACUCUGGGCUUCGAGUGGUGGAAUUCUAGUUUUCAAAGCAGCCCCUAGGAGUGGCAAAGGCCCACCCUGCAGUUCCUAAUAAUGGCACCUCCAAGGUGUGCUGCCCUCUGCCAAAGGGGCCCUAGCAACUGGUAGAAUGUGGGUUAUUGUGAGGGCAGGGGAUUGUGAUGGUGGCCAGGCUGUAGAAUCUGGUGAGGCCAAAUGUGAGUCCCUCAAAAGAUGUCCUUUGGUCCCAAUUGGCAGCAUUGCGGAUCUCAGGAUGACAACAGAAGCCAGGGAGAUGAUGGAAGCCCGGGGGGCGGGAGAAAGCUGCCCAACCUUCCCCAAGAUGGUGCCUGAUGACCCCAUGUCUGAAGGGAAGUUCAGGGCUGCUUUGGAGGCAGAGUCCCCUAAGCCAGACUCCUCCUCUGACUACCUGGAGGAGAUGGAAACUUGUGAAGACAAAGGCUGCUCAGGGUCACCCAAAUCACUGUCCUCCAAGACUGGCUCCACCACCAAGGGCCAGGCGGGCGAUGGACCUGAAUUCUUCUCAGAGCGGCCCAUGACCCUGGGGAACCCAGGAAUUGAGCUCAGUGCUGAGAUGGAGCUGGAGAAGGUGCGCAUGGAGUUUGAGCUCACACGGCUCAGGUACCUGCACCAAGAGAAUGAGCGGCAGCGGCAGCACGAGGAGGUGAUGGAGCAGCUGCAGCAGCAGGCACGGCCCCGCCUGUUCUCGGGAAGCUUCCAGGACCUCCUGCACCCCCAGAACCAGUUUGCCAUGUUCCUGUACUGCUUCAUCUUCAUACACAUAAUCUAUGUCACCAAGGAGAUGAUCUUCUUCCUCUUCUCCAAGCACUACCUGUUCUGCAUCGCGGCCAUCUUGCUCUGUUUGAUUAAAACUUUGUGGUCAUACUUCUAA
Myotis myotis is the source of this 1000-nucleotide messenger RNA. RefSeq names its product transmembrane protein 247 (gene TMEM247). The record is from RefSeq and is a predicted model, not a curated record. The coding region runs from base 239 to 1000 and encodes 253 amino acids. Gene Ontology annotation, cellular component: endoplasmic reticulum. The transcript has 3 exons. NCBI's taxonomy places the organism in Eukaryota, Metazoa, Chordata, Mammalia, Chiroptera, Vespertilionidae.